Pundamilia nyererei is the source of this 2969-nucleotide messenger RNA. It is a transcript of the gene mgarpb, whose product is annotated as mitochondria localized glutamic acid rich protein b. Gene Ontology annotation, biological process: anterograde axonal transport. Bases 434 to 1855 code for a protein of 473 amino acids. Gene Ontology annotation, cellular component: mitochondrial outer membrane; mitochondrion. The record is from RefSeq and is a predicted model, not a curated record. The transcript has 7 exons. NCBI's taxonomy places the organism in Eukaryota, Metazoa, Chordata, Actinopteri, Cichliformes, Cichlidae.
CUGACAGAGAUCGCAUUACGCAACCAGAGCUGACGUUGUCAUGCAACUGAACUAGAAUGUGAUGCGCUUAAAACCAGCCUGCGGCAUCUCUCCUUCUCACAGUCACAGCUGAGAGAGAGGGCAGAAUGAUUUAAUGAAGGAAGAGGGGGAUUAUAUGAUAUAUGCAGGUCAACAUCUGCCUCAGAAGGAUCCAAACACCAGGAGAAAAUACAAAUCACAGCUCUGCUCAUUCUUUGGUGCUUCAGUUCUUGCUAUUUGUGUUCUGUUAGAUUCUCGUCUGCAGGGGGCGUGCUGGUGGAGCUGUCUGCUUUUGAAUGGGGGUGUGCUCUGUUCCCAUCAGCACUGGUGAGCAGCAGCUGAGCGCUUCCCAUCAUUUCGCCGUAAAACCUGCCGGAGAAAAACUCGCUUAGCUGCAGCUGAUACCCGAGCAAUCAUGUUCUGCAGACGGGCAUGGCAGAGAGUCGGGCCGCUGGCACGGAGGUCUUUCAAGCCGACACCCAGAUACGCUCCGGUGCGACACAUGGCCUUCGGUGUUCCUGGAGGCUCCACCAACAUGACGUACUUUGUUUUAUGUGGCGGCGGCCUCACUGCUGCAGUUGUUUAUGCAUACAAGACGGUCAACGAUGAUACCGAGCGUUACGAGGAAAGACUCGCCAACAUGGGCUCCACGGCGAAGGCUUCUUCAGCAAAGGCAGCACCAGAGGCAGCUCCACCUGCAGUUGAGCCUGCACCGGUGGAGGAGGAAGCCCCUGCUGCUGAGGUCAUCGCUGAGUCUGCCCCGGCUACUGCUGCUGCAGAACCUGUAGGAGAGACAGCUGCUGAACCUGUUGUGGAAGCUGCGUCUGAAGAAGCAGAAGCCGCCACCGCCGUCUCUGAGGCGGUCGUUCCAGAGGCAGCAGCUGAGACGGCAGCUGAGUCAGCAGAGACGGAGGACGCCGCUCCACCUGUGGAGGCAGAGGUGGUUGCUGAAGUGGCUGUGGAGGCCCCAGCAGAGGAACCUGUGGCAGAAAACGCUGAGUCCGCACCAGAGCUGCUCACAGAUGUUAAGCUCUUGACCAGCUCGACAGCUGAAAUUGCCGCAGCUUCUGUUGGUGAGAAGGAUCCGAUGGAGACUGUCCAACAAACUGAAGGUGAAGGAAAGGGACACGAGGUGCUUGAAACAGAAGCUUUGGAAGAAGCCUCAGAGGCAGUGGCCAAGGAAGCAUCUGAAGAGGGAGCAGUUGUAGAAGGUGAGGAGGAGGUGAAGUCUGGAGAGGGUGAGAAAAGUGCAGAAGAUGCUCAGACUCCAGCUGCUGAAGAAGUGAUAACGGAGGUGACAUCUGCUCUGGCUGCAGCUGUGGACGAGGAGGCAGCGGCUGGAUCUCAUCCUGAAGAAACAACAUCUCCAAUGCCCACUGUGGACGAGGCAGAGGCUGAAGUUCGACCUGCUCCUGAGGAGGCCAUCGCUGCUGAAGAUGUUGCUCCUGCUGAGGAGGCCACAGUCACCAGUGAAGCUGCCCCACUGGAUGAGAUUUCACCAGCUGACCAGGCAGCAGCUGAAACACCUGCAGAGGAGACAGCUGAAGCUGCUGUCAGCACGACUCAGCUGGCAGCAGCCUCCGCUGGAGCGGACCUAAAGGUUCUUUCAGUUGCAGAAGCAGAGCCUACAUCAGAAGCUCCUGUGCAUGAGGAGAAACCCUGCCACUCCUGCCACUCUGCUCCCUCAACAGGAGAGGAGGUGGCGCCACCUGCUGCUGUAGGAGAGGAGUUGAUCACUGAUGGUGCUGUGGAUACUUCACAAGAAGCCAAGGAUGCAGCCUCAGCACAAAAGACAAAGGAGUCUAACUGGACUGUAAAACGCUGCUCAGUCAUGUAAUUUUACAGUUAAGAAGCCAUGGAGGCGACGGUGGUGGUGAUAGCCCAGUCGUGACGGGACAGACAGUGUGCCUUCCACAACACUCGCCUAUCUGUCAACUAAGCCAGAGGGACCGGCAGAAAACAAAAAACAUGAAUAGAGGUAGUCGCAGGUGUAACCGACUCAAACGUCCUUUCUGAAAUGUUAUCAGAGUUGUCUUCUGUAUUAGUGCUUGUGAGGUGAUUCCUAUCAUGUCCUCUAGGUGCCACUGUUGCAAAACCUUUCAUGAUCAGCUGAGGCUUCUUUAAAUCUUUCAGUAGGCAGUGGAAGUGGGUUACUGUAAUACUGUGGUGUAUUUUAGCACGGUGAUAGACCACUUUUAUAGACAAUAAGUUUGCCAAUGUGGACAAGAAUUUUUAAUGGGAGUGUCACCUCAGUGUGAUUUACCUGCUCAUAUCAGCUCACAUACAUAUGAUAACUUUAUUUCAGAACCAGAGUUACAAAGUUCUUCAAAAUAUUUACAAAAACCAAUCUUAAAACAAAUAGAUUUAUAAAGGUGAGGAAAAGCAUCAGAUUCAAUAACAGAUAACAAAAUUCAAAAGAGCAAAUACACAGAGAACUAAAGAGGAAAACUACAGACAAUGAAGUGAAGAGUAGGGGCACCUUCAGAAUUUUUUUCCAUAGGGGUGGCCAUGUGGGGGCCACUAAAAAUAUUGGGAAUUUCCAGUUUUAUUAUGCUGUUGUCAAAUAUUGGUUACUUAAAAAAAUGAGAAGAGAAGAGAAGAAAAGGGCAGGACUAUUUAUACACCUGGGGCUAACCAGUUUUGUGUUACUCUAACGAAAUGGUACUAAAACAGGAGAAUGAGACACAGGUGAAAGUAAUCAGGAUAUUCAGACAGAUGAGUAAAACCCAAAACAAACUAACAAAAUAAAAUAAAAAACAAUCCACAAGACAGGAAGAAACACUGAGCAUGUGAGAAAUCCAUCUAUCGAUCCAUUCAAGUAUGAGUUAUUGUGCUUGUUGUUACAGGCUGUUCAGUUCUUUUGCAACACAGUGAGAGCUUGGUCCAUAUUGCCAAUAAUACGGUAUGUUUUGUUUUGUUUUUUUGCCUGUCCCAUUUGGUUCUUUAGCCGU